Molecule: messenger RNA, 1308 nt
Organism: Rosa chinensis
Lineage: Eukaryota; Viridiplantae; Streptophyta; Magnoliopsida; Rosales; Rosaceae
Product: zinc transporter 2
Biological process (GO): zinc ion transmembrane transport
Cellular component (GO): membrane
Molecular function (GO): zinc ion transmembrane transporter activity
Source: RefSeq, a predicted model, not a curated record
UAUACAAGAAACCAAUCAGAAGCCAUUAUUGGGUUGGGAUAGGAACUUCAUCAAACUCAUCAUGGCUUCCACUUUUUUCAGCAAGACUCUCAAGUCAACCUCUAUCUCACUUUGUGUGCUUCUACUCCUGCAACCGCUCCUAAUUAAUGGUCAUGGAGGCGAAGACCAUGACAGCAAUAGCAGCAGCGACGAGCACGAAGUUCUGCAUUCGAAAAGUUUGCUGUUGGUGAAAGUAUGGUGUCUGAUAAUUUUACUCUUGACCACCUUCAUUGGUGGUAUCUCUCCAUAUUUUUAUCGAUGGAAUGAAAACUUUCUUCUCUUGGGCACUCAAUUUGCGGGUGGUGUUUUUCUCGGUGCCUCUUUGAUGCACUUCUUGAGCGAUUCAGCUGAGACAUUCGGAGGCCUUACGACCAAAACGUACCCUUUCGCAUUCAUGCUAGCUUCGGCUGGUUAUAUGCUAACCAUGUUUGGCGAUUGCGUGGUUAUGCUUGUGACGAGGUCUAGUGAAACAGAAGCUAGAGUUGAAGUGGAGGAGGGAAGGGUUGAUGUGGAGCAUGAGGACAAGGAAGUUCCAAUUGGAGAUGGGGUCAACCCAGUUUUCUUGAAGACAACUUCUUUUGGAGACACCAUACUUCUUAUUCUUGCCCUGUGUUGUUUCCAUUCAAUUUUUGAGGGUAUUGCUGUUGGAGUUGCAGAUACAAAGGCAGAUGCAUGGAGGAAUCUAUGGACAAUAUCAUUACACAAGAUUUUUGCAGCCGUUGCAAUGGGAAUUGCAUUACUGAGGAUGCUACCAAAGAGAGCAUUUCUAGUAACUGCAGCUUAUUCUUUUGCUUUCGCUGUUUCUAGUCCCAUUGGAGUAGGCAUAGGGAUUGCCAUUGAUGCCACAACUCAAGGAGCUGUAGCUGAUUGGAUCUAUGCAAUUUCCAUGGGACUUGCUUGUGGGGUUUUUGUCUACUUUGCAAUCAACCACCUCAUAGCCAAUGGGUUUAAACCACAAACCAAAUGUUACUUUGACACUCCUGCUUUCAAGUUCCUUGCUGUGCUUCUUGGGGUGGGAGUCAUAGCAGUAGUUAUGAUCUGGGAUUAAUGAAGUGCUAGCUAACUAUGAACAAAUUUGGUUGUGUUGCAUUUGUGGAAAAAUAAGAAUGGUCCGAUAUAGGUUGAUCGUGUUGAAGGAUAUUCAAUUUAUGUGUGCAUUGUCAAACUAUGAUUACUUUCCAUUGUUGCAAUUGGAGAAGAUUAUUCUAGAUUCCUGGUCUUAAUUAGAAUAGGAUUCCUUGUACUCAAAGAUUUUGUACUAAUCAUAUC